Molecule: messenger RNA, 1607 nt
Organism: Suillus subalutaceus
Lineage: Eukaryota; Fungi; Basidiomycota; Agaricomycetes; Boletales; Suillaceae
Exons: 5
Coding region: 354-1280 (308 amino acids)
Source: RefSeq, a predicted model, not a curated record
AGGUCAAAGGCAGUUUCAUCCCGCAAGAAGGCCUUACUUGUGAAGUCUGCUGGGACGCUCGCAUCAUCUAUCAGACGCAGCACGUUGACGUCUACCUUUCUGAGAACGCUUUUUGUUCGUGUCAAUCUUCAGAACAGCACACUGCCCACUGAGAAUCUACGUACAUCAACGAAUCCUAGACGUUUACGCCAAUUGCAAACUGCUGCACGACCAUUCCUGCGCAUUAAUCGUCAACCAUUGUUAACCACCACCCCUACAGCCACGAUCAAACAUAUUCACUCUUGUGCAUCUCUUCCAUCAUUUUAUUCUCUUCUGCAAGAGCACCGUGGUGUCUUGCAUUCUUCACCACAGAAAUGUGCCACCUGAGUCGCAAGGCACAACCAUUAUUUGAAGAAUUUGCCCACGACAAAAACUCGAAUAGUAGCCCUGUCGCCUUUGUGCAGGUGGAUCUCAACGCUUCGUAUGGUGCAGCGGCAAUUGGAAUCGAGUUUGGUAUCCGCGCCACCCCAACAUUUCUGUUCUUCGUAGGAGGAAUGAAGGUAUAUGAAAUACAAGGAUGCGACGUUCAACAACUGCGAAUGCAGCUUUCAAUGUUUUUACAUCCAGUUCAUCCACACUUAUCGUUGUCCUUUCCAGCUUUGGACUUGCUGGGGCUUAAAUCCAUUCUAUUCGAUAAGGUUCCUGAUCUUGCUGCUGUCUCAGCGAAGCUGAGGAGUUUCCUUGAUUCUGCUACAACCUGGUUCCAGCCUUUCGAUACCUCCCUAUCCAAAGCCGAUACCAUAGGGAUCCUCUUUGGGACCGUGAUUCCGUACGUCGAGGCGUUCACCACCUCGCGAUGCUUGCCUCCGCACCCUCUUUUUGAUCUUUGGCAUGACGCCACGACUUCUAUGUCGUGGAAUAUGCCAGAAGACCAACUAUUUCCACUGGUAGAUCUAUGGCGGAUAGCACUCCGCAACGAAAAGGUCUCCUCUUGGUGUGCCGAUCGUAAUGGUCUCGACAGCCCCCCUGUGCUGCUGUUGUCUAAGGCGUGCGAACGGUCUUCAAAAAAGUUUCUAUUGACACUCCUUCGUAUGCUCUCCAACGCACUCAGCAACAGGGCCUUGGGAUGGAAAAUUCUCUUAUCAGCGCACAACAAUCUCGCUGUCCUGCUGGAACAUACUUUGGUCCAUGAAGAUACCAAUGUUCGGAAAAGCGCGUCGAGCUUGGCUUUCAAUGCCUUUGGCGCGUCUGCAAGAGCUCAGAACAGAGAAUCUAUGCAAGGGCGACGAAGAAGGAGCUGAUCAUUUGGAGAUGGAAAUAUCGAUGACUCUGCUGAAUGCAGAAUGGGAAGCGUCGAUCGCAUGCGCGGUCCUUGCGGCUAUCGAACGCGAGAGCGAUGGUGACAUAGUCCACCGCCAGGUCGCGGCAUUGGGACUUAUUGUGCGUUUUUUCACCCUUCAUUGACCACUUGUUGCGACUUCUCGGAGCCUUGCACGCUCAAAGGAUCUUAAAGAAUAAGUUCAGAGGAAAUGGGGGGAAUUGGAAUAUGAAGGAAGCUGCCCGCGUGCUUUUGCAGGAAGUCGCUGAUAAAUUGUGCCCUCCGAGUAUUUCGAUUUGAAGCGCGGUUA